Didymosphaeria variabile is the source of this 534-nucleotide messenger RNA. RefSeq lists its product as uncharacterized. The coding region runs from base 1 to 534 and encodes 177 amino acids. The transcript is spliced from 2 exons. The record is from RefSeq and is a predicted model, not a curated record. Lineage: Eukaryota; Fungi; Ascomycota; Dothideomycetes; Pleosporales; Didymosphaeriaceae.
AUGGCGAGUGCGGAAACGUCCGCCGCUCCGUUUGCGCCGCAUCCAGCCGUGAUUCCAAGCCAGAACGUUCCGCAGGCUCCGUCCGGCACACCAGCUCUUCAAGCCCUCGAGACCAGUUGGGUAGAAGAGACGCUGCUCCCAUUCCUGCACUACGCGUGCAUUGAUCUAGGUCUUUCCGCUUCGCAGCUCAAAGACAGUGUGCUUGCCGCGAAGAUCUGGGCUUUCCAUCGCCAAAAUCCACCUACUGUCAACGAGGACAUCUUGUUCGAGCGCAUCUUCAUGUUCGUCAUGAAUCGACACAACUCCACCGAUAUCGAGAUCGCGCCUUAUGCAGAGCUGACCCCGCUUGUUCGCUAUCUCGUUCGUCGCGCCAUGAUCAAUGGCCCCUACAAACUCUUGGAUCGGAAAUGGACUGGAAGCAAAGAAUGGGUUGCGGAGAUGGCAGCGAGGUACAAGUGCACGUGCAAGGCAUGUGGAAGCAAGGAGAAGAUGUUGUCGACAGAGGAAAUGAUGGGACGGGAGUUGUUGGAGUAA